CACAAGGAGGAGGAGGAAUGGAUGAGAUGAUCGAGCAUAAAGCGCAUGCGAGAGUUGGAUUAUUAGGUAAUCCCAGUGAUGUGUACUACGGCCGUACCAUCUCUUUCAGUCUUGGUAACUUCUGGGCCACUGUCAAAUUACAGCCCUCCGAUCAUCUCGUUAUCAAGCCUCAUCCGGUUCAUGAUCUCGUCCAGUUUCAAUCUCUUCAUCACCUGGUGAAUAGGUUGCAAAAUGAAGGUUAUUAUGGAGGAGUGCGAUUGCUUAUGGCUAUCUGUAAAGUUUUCCAUGGCUAUUGCAAGGACAACAAUAUUUAUCUUCAUGAUGGGAAUUUCACUCUAUCUUAUGAUACAAAUAUCCCUCGACAGACAGGACUUUCGGGUUCCAGUGCCAUUGUAUGUGCAGCCCUAAGCUGCCUGCUUGACUUUUACAAAGUCAGACAUUUGGUCAAAGUGGAAAUAAGGCCAAAUCUUAUCCUUAGUGCUGAGAAGGAACUUGGUAUUGUUGCUGGUCUUCAAGAUCGAGUGGCGCAAGUCUACGGUGGCCUUGUUUAUAUGGAUUUUAGUAAGGAACACAUGGAUAGCUUGGGGCAUGGCAUCUAUACACAAAUGGAUACUGAUCUUCUUCCACCUCUCCAUCUCAUCUAUGCUGAGAAUCCAAGUGAUUCUGGGAAGGUACACAGUACUGUCCGUCAAAGGUGGCUUGAUGGUGAUGAAUUUAUUAUAUCAUCAAUGAAGGAAGUUGCAAGUAUUGCACAGGAAGGACAGACAGUAAUACUUGAAAAGAACUAUUCAAAACUUGCUGAGCUCAUGAACCACAAUUUUGACCUUCGAAGGAGCAUGUUUGGAGAUGCAGCAUUGGGUAGUUUAAACAUAGAAAUGGUGGAGGUUGCACGGCGAGUGGGUGCUGCUUCAAAAUUUACAGGCAGUGGAGGAGCUGUAAUUGCAUUCUGCCCUGAUGGUCCUUCACAAGUGAAGCUUCUGGAGGAUGCAUGUCACAAAGCUGGAUUUUCAAUUCAACCGGUUAAAAUCGUUCCUUCUUACCUAACUGAUGUUGAUAAAAGUACCUUUUCAAAUUAGUAUACAAAUGUGAGAGUUUAGGGCUUUAAAAGAGUUAAAAUGUUUAUUUGUUUAUUAUGUGAUGUCUAUUGUCAAUAAAGUUCCUCUCCAAACAGGAAAGGGAUUUUCGGAUAAAGAUAAGAACGAAGACAGAUAAAAUCUUCAUAAUAAAGAUGAAAAUAAAUAUAUCUCUACUUCA
Mangifera indica (mango) is the source of this 1254-nucleotide messenger RNA. Its product is annotated as glucuronokinase 1-like. Gene Ontology annotation, molecular function: ATP binding. The record is from RefSeq and is a predicted model, not a curated record. Bases 18 to 1076 code for a protein of 352 amino acids. The transcript is spliced from 6 exons. NCBI's taxonomy places the organism in Eukaryota, Viridiplantae, Streptophyta, Magnoliopsida, Sapindales, Anacardiaceae.